Leptopilina heterotoma is the source of this 4445-nucleotide messenger RNA. RefSeq names its product F-box only protein 33. Gene Ontology annotation, biological process: positive regulation of protein ubiquitination; SCF-dependent proteasomal ubiquitin-dependent protein catabolic process. The transcript has 7 exons. The record is from RefSeq and is a predicted model, not a curated record. Gene Ontology annotation, cellular component: SCF ubiquitin ligase complex. Gene Ontology annotation, molecular function: protein binding. Lineage: Eukaryota; Metazoa; Arthropoda; Insecta; Hymenoptera; Figitidae. The coding region runs from base 347 to 1852 and encodes 501 amino acids.
ACAGAUCGUGAAUUUCGGCAGGGGCGGUUGGGUUGGGGUAUUCAGUAAUUUAUAAUUAUUUAGUUUGACGCAUAUAUCCUUCAAUGUUCGACGUUUGUAUAUUUGCAAACGCCUGUCUUCGUUUUCUGUUGUGUCGUCAUUGAUUAUCGGAUAAAUUCGUUUUUCGUCAAGUUAAUCUCUUUAUAAACAUAUAUAUUUACACACACGCGAAAAAUUAAACACUGCUUGGGAAUAGGCUAUAUAGAGAACGCAAGUGCGUGUUAUAUUGGUUUUAUUCGUAAUCGUCCAUUUCACACAAUAGAAACGAAAUAUAAAUCGUUGCCAGCCGAUUUCUGCUGGCCAGAAAAUGGUACGAGGUCAAAAAUGCGACGAAUUGUUGCUGGAAAAAUCAGUGGAGAAGGAGAAUUUAAAGGAACAUUUAACGCCAUCAUCAAAGACAAACAGCUGUUCAUCGUGUAAUAAAAUUGUUGAAGGAACGUCAGAAAUGGCUCAAGAUGAUAACACACCCUGGGAUAGUUUGCCAAGUGUUAUUUUGCUGGAAAUUUUUUCUUAUCUACCACAUUUUAGUCGAUUGCAAGCAUCUCAGGUUUGUAAAAAUUGGAGAUAUGCAUUGUUCCAUCCAAGUUUCUGGAAGAAAAUCACAUUUUCGUUCAAAGAUGAAGACAGCGUGGCAUGGGCAAGGUUCCUGAUGAGUUGCUUUGGUUUGAGUGUGCAAGACGUCACAGUAAAUUGCGAAACAUCUGGUGUCUAUGUGAAAGAAGCCGUAAAUCUUUUAAAAAAAUUAAGCAACAAUAAACAACUACGUAAAUUAUUUUUGGAACCAACUAAUUGUACAUAUGAGUGGCCCAUUAGAAUAGAAAACGAAGAUGAAUGGAUUCGAACAUUUUCAAGUUCAGUGAUGGAAUCGCUUGUAAAAAUAAUUGAGACGGCAAAUUGUUUAGAAGGUCUGAGUUUAGGAUGCAUCGAAGAACUGACAUCGAGUGCUAGUAUGAUUUUGGAACCUUUACAACAUUAUCAUGCCAAACACUUGACUUCCCUCUGUUUAGCAUCAGUAAAAGACGAUCCGGAUCAUUAUGAUUUUUUAGAAUUGGACACUAGUCUCUUUAGUUCCUUCUGCCGAUUAACUGUAUUGACAAUUGAUUAUGAUUAUGUCAACGAUACAUUACUUAAUUCAUUGGAUAAUGGAGUACUUGAGAGAUUUGUUAUUCACGUUCAUGGCUUAGAUGAUGAUUAUCCAGGAACUUCCAAUCAAGCAUGGGACAAUUUUACCCAAAAAAAUCCCGCGUGUGAAUUGCGUUUGAAUCUGAUCCACGCUUAUGUGGCUAUAAAAGAUCUUGAUUCAAAAAUUCUUCAGCCAGCAAUGCCCUUAACGCAAUUGAAAGCACUUUUUUGCGAACAUAUCAAUAUAAGUGCAUUGCAUUGUAUAUCGAUUUGGUAUCCAAACACUCUUCAAUCGCUCGUGUGGAUUGAUUCUGUUGAUCAUACGAAAGAUUUGCCUGCAACAUUUGAUCCACACGAACCAAACAGUCCGGAUCCAUUGGUUGUUGUGGCCUGGAAAUGCACGAAAUUGGUGGAAAUGGUUUUCAUAGGACAUAAGUAUGCUCAGGAAAAUUUAUUAGCAAUCGCACGUCUCCGCGGAAAUACAUUGCAUCGGCUUGUAUUCUCUGAAAGUGAUAUCGCAGCUGACGAAGCAUCAUACGAUGGUGAAAAUAUUAUGGAAGAAAUCAAGGAGAUUUUAGGAUCUCGUUGGGAUCCAAUAAGUGAUGGACGACUUCCAGCGGUUGUCAUCGAUCCUUUAAUUGGCGACAGUCGAGAAGUAAUAAUGCCAAUGGUACUUCACGAUCAAAAGUAAAUUCUCUUCUCACAUGGUUCCAAGCCGAAGUCUUUCAAAUCAUCAAUCGACAAAGAACAACAUUUUCGAAGAAAAACAAAAAACCAAAACAACUUUCAUCUCUUAUUUUUUCCCAUGGAUUCCAUACAUCACUCUACAUUUUUUCUGAUGAUGUCUCAUCGUGAAUGGUUGCGAUAUAAAAACAAUUAAGAGCUGCAAAUGACGUAAGUAGCAAACUGAUAGUCCAAAUAAUUUAGAACAAAUAUUAUAUGUAAUUGUCCAUCGUUCUUCGACCAAAUAACCAAUUACCAAAAUAAUCAAAUGAAACGAAUCUUCAGGACAAAUUUUUGUUUUGAAAUCUAUAUUGUUUUUGGAUUAUUUUUCAUUCACAAAAAAAUAGACCUGGAAUAUGUUUGUCUAAAAAAAAAUUGAACAAGAAAAAUCAGGGAUUUCCAUUUUUAAGUCUCUCUGUGUGAGAAAAAAAAAUUGACGACGCGAUUAUUUUAUAUUUUAUAUCAAAUUUCCUGAGGAAAUCUCGCAUUUGUCACUAAACAAAAAAAUCCAACUAGACAACAGGGCUACGUUAGGGCCCCACGUGACCUAAAACCCAUUACACAGGGUAAAUAUUAAUGUAUAUUAAAUAGGGAAAAAAGGAUUUAAAAAAAAUAAGAGAAAGAAAGAGAAAAGCUCCAUGAAUAAAAAAAUGACGUCCGAUUUAGAGAAGAACAGGUCUGAAUUCCUAAGAUCUUCCAUCAGAAAAUUUUAUUUAUGAUUCACACACACAUAGUUAGGGACGUUUACAGAUAUUUUUCCAACCUGCUGAGAAACUUAGUUUGUAGAAAAAGAAAACACGUACACAAAAAAUAAAAAAAACGAGUGAAAGUGUUAAAAAUAAAGAAUGAACGGGAUAUAUAGAAGGAAAGAACGAGUGAAAGCGAAAGUUAUAAAUUGAACAUCAAAAAAAAAAGUCAGGAAUAUUUUACAUAAAUCGUUUUCAAGAACGAAUAUCUCGAAGUAAUAUCGAUUAUAGCAUUCCGAGGUUAUUUUUAAUACCAAAACCAAUCGGAUGCACGUGUAUAAAAAAGGGGAAAAAUGCAAAAAAAAAUAAUAAAAUAAAACCGUUUCUCAUUUGAGAGAGCGCAAAAUAUUAAUAAUAUCUAAAUAAUCUUAGAUGAUUUAGUCUUUAAUCAUUAUAAAUGUAUCUAUUUGAAGCAAUUAAAUUUUUCAAUGUUUCAUGUGUAUAAAAAAGGCCAAUGAACGCAAUAGGCAAAUGGAAUAUCAAUCGUCGAAAAAUUUAUUUAUAUAUAUAAUGCUAAAUGUGAUUUACGAUUUCUUUAAAAAAAAUAACUCGCAGACGAUUUUUUCUUUUAGAAAAAAAAUAGAGGAAAAAAAAAUGAUUCCAAAAAUGUCAUUGCCUACUUAUCGAAAAAAGGUAAAGUUCCGCGCAAAAAUAAUGUUGAGCUUGAUCUAUAAACGAAAAGCGAAAAUAAAAUAUUAAAAAAAAGAGAUAGUAUUUUAGAGAAUUAGGGAGCAUCAGGAAUACGAAGUGACUUAGAUGAAUUAAAAAAAUACUUGUCCAACAAGAUUAAUGGAGGAAAACAAGAAACAAAAUAAUAAUAAUAAUUAAAUAAAGGAACGGGCCUUAAUAUGUACCUGAGUCGCGCCAAGCGUUAAAAAUAAAAAUGAAAAACAAAUGAAUUAAAGCGCGACAACAAUCCAAAAUAAUCCUAAGCACCUGAGAGAAAAAGCGUGAAAUUUCGUGGCAAUCUUCAACGCAUCAUGAAUGUGUUGACUACUGUAAUUAUAAACUAGAAAAAAAAACAUCAACGAACGUGAACAACUAUUGUUAGGAAAAAAAUUUUUGAGUUGUAAAAGAAAGGAAUUUUUUAACAUUAAAAGGGAAUAUUUUAGAAUCGUAAACUGAAAUUAACUUUUGGAUUGGCAAUUUUUUAUAUAUUAUUUUAAUUAAUACAAUAAUUAUUGCAUUAAUUAGAAUAUUAUUAAUUAACUAGUACAAUAUGAAUAUAAAAUUAGUUGAAUUUUAUUAAUUAUCUAAUAACAAUUUAUAAAAUUCAAUUGAUUAAAAAAAUUCAAUUAUUUCCGAAAAUUAAUCUUUUGAAAUUUAAUUAUUUUUUAUCUCAAUUAUUUUGUAAAUUCGGUAUUUAUUCUGAAAUCGUGAUUUGAGAUUCCAUGGAAAUCAAAUAUUUAAAUAGUUCAUCAAUUAAUAAAUUUAAAGAAAUUUUUAAUUUGAAUAAAAAAAUUGAAAUUAAAGAAAAUUUUUUGACUUAAAAAAAUUGAAUUAAAAGAAACUUUUGAUUUAAAAGAAUUGAAUAAAAAAUAGAGGUGUGCAAAAAGCUCGAAUAGCAUGGUCGAGCUCGAGUCGGGCUCGAUACUCGAACCAGGCUCGAGUUUUAGUUACUCAAAAAUAUUUGAGUGCUCGAAAAAUUCAAGUGCUCAAAAUUAUUUUAGGUUUAAUACUGCACGUGUCGGAUGGAAUUUGGUUCAAGUUCGGAUUGAUUCUGCUCAGCUCUGCUAGAAAAACGAAAAGCUUGAAAUACUCGAUCGAGCUUUUUGCACAACUCUAAUAAAAAACAAAUUGUAAUUUAGAAAAAAA